UCUAACAAACAUAUUGAAUGAGCGUCCGAGUUUGAACAUGUACCAGAGCGGCGAGUCACUCAUGCGAAUGUCUCCCCCUAGCCUGGUCUCCUCGCUGCUCAUGGAAAGUUCCGGAACCUUCAACGCAGAGUCUAUAGAUAGCCGUAAAUCUAUUCCUUCUCAUAAGGAUUCAGGUCUUCCAAUGUCAGGGCGCGACAGCAUCGACCCGAUGAUGACGAGCAUGACACUCAGCAUCCUCGACGAGAAGGACAUGAGCACCAGCUUCCUCUCCCAAACCACGUACCCUGACAACGACAGCCUCAUUGACUCCCUCCCACCCAGCCUUGUCAGCUCCGUCAAUUCCUCCUACGUAAUCUCCAACACCUCCAAACCGAAAGACAGCACAGACUCCAACAUCUUCAGCUCAGCAACGUUCACACACCUCGAACAAUCAGAAAAACUCCUUUCUGCCCGACCUCGGUGCCAACUCUACAACAGCUUCACGAAACGAGAAUCCGCCAUACGAAACUCCGAAAGCUACACAAAAUCCCGCGAAGAAGCGUGCCAAAUUGACACGGGCAAAAUUCUAAACGAAAAUACUGAUAAGAAAGACUCGCCUAAAACUAUACCCAAACCUAACCCAGAAAUGGCUGAAACGAUCACCUUACACUACUCUAAUAAUAGGUUUAGAAGGGAUAAUGACGCUGAGAAAGAAAACUUUGAAACUGACGACGCAUUUUACAAGGAUAUGGGGAUGCCGAGGCCUGAGGACAUUGGUCGGAGUAGUCUGAAUGUGACCUUAGGAAAGCAGGAGUUGAAUGAGAUUAUUCAGGCUCGCCAGAAGCUGUCACUAGCGAGGAAGGCGUUGCCCACAGAACCGGAGAAGGUCCUACCUCCUCAAGUGGACACUUCGCCUAUCAAAACCAUUCAGUUACCGAACCAAACUAUAACGGUACCCCGACAAAGUAUGGAGAACGCUUCAGAGCUGCUAUCAAGGCGGAGAGCGUUAAACGGCAAUGGUUUUGAUAGACAAGAAGAACCACCGACUAGGGAAACUCCCAAAAGGAAUGCUACGUUUAAGAAACUAUCACCUAAAGCUAGCGCUAUGGACACAACGGUUGUUUACGUGAAGUCAGACGAUAAUCAGAUAAUAGAUAUUAAUUCAGCAACACUUAAUUUAAUAGAUGUCGGCGAGAGGACCCUGCAGCAGGACGUUCGGGAGUGGGGAUCACAAGAGCGAGCGAUGGUAGGUUCGAGUGAGAGUACAGACACGGGCACCUUCAGCUCGUCCAGUCCACCUGACAGUGUCCCUGAUCAUGUUCCCACACACGAUACACGCCCACAAAUCGCAUCAACACCCCUCAUGUCACUAAGAAAAGGAUCUAAGAAUGACUUGAUGAACCUCCAUAAUACAAUAUCUCCUAUAUACGAUAUGAUUGAUGAUAAAUCAUAUACGGUAACUAAAGUACCAAGUUCGACACCCAGUUGUGACAUGCACAAUACAACAGUUAUAAAUAGUGCUACGUUGGUCAAGAGGUCUGUGAAAAGGGAUAUUAUGGCGGGAAAGGCUAGUCCGGAGAAGAAAAUGUUCGCUCCUAGUGUUAUGCCUAAACCUACGAGGACGAUACCUGCUGCUGCUGCUUCAUACGGUUCUAUGGUUCCCCCUGCCGGCGUACCGAGGAAAACAAGCUUGCCAACGUCAAAAUUAAGACAAUACAGUUCACAUAGGGAACUUAGCAGGAUACCCGGCGGACAAAUCCCGGCAACAACUACAGGUCUACCGCGCGGCGCACUAGGCGGGCGAGGUAUCACGCGACGCGCAGUGUACGCGUCCAAUCCGGCACUCAGUCCCACGGCCAGCGCACCGCCUGACCAUCCACUGCCCACCGAGUCUUAUACCAUUGCUACACACCACAAAUUAGAAGAUAAAACAGCCUCUAAAACCGAUAUCCCGCCCACGCCACCGUUAGUUCGACAAGGCACUGAGACUCUAAGAAGAGAGAGACCACAAAGCCAGUUGGUGGCUCCGAGAGACCUCCGCGCGACCGCGGGCAGUGGCGUGCCUGUCUCCAUGCGAAACCAUCACUUACCUGUGAGUGUACACUGUCUAGUGUCUACAUACACUCGUGUACACAGUGGCCUGUAGUAUAGGAACAGAUAAAUAAGUGUCAUAUUAAAUAUAGCAUGUUCGUAAAUGAAAGCAAACGUUUUUGCGAUCAGUAGAUGGCGCUGGUGAUGAUUUAGAUCUUGUUCGUAAUAUUAGAUUUCAACCAAAAAGUCUAUAGGACUAGAGUUAUUAAUUCCAUUGUUAGUGGC
This is a messenger RNA of Spodoptera litura, 2295 nucleotides long. RefSeq lists its product as uncharacterized. NCBI's taxonomy places the organism in Eukaryota, Metazoa, Arthropoda, Insecta, Lepidoptera, Noctuidae. The record is from RefSeq and is a predicted model, not a curated record.